UGACGGCGCGUUUUUGGAAAUAUCCCUUUUUGAAACUGCUUAACAUUUUCAUUUGAUGUUCCAUAAAUAUCAAGAGAAAAGUAGCUUCCCGCUGCUAAAAAAUACUUCGACACCAUAUCGCGUUAAACGUGAAUCCAUAUCACUUCCAGAUUGUUCGCAGGAUACUGGUUAUGGUACUCGUUCUUCGACUUUCCUUAGUCCCGGCCGCACCUCGGAAAAAGAUAUUUUCCCUGAAAGUAUAGAAGUUCAUGGACGUACCGGCAUUAGAAAUUCUUUACGGGGUAAGCGGCGUGUUGAUAUAUUGUCUGCCCUGAUGUCUUUUGAGAAAUCGGAAUAUAUACUUCUGAAAAUUCUCCGUUACCUGACUAUUUCUGACCGUCUUACAGUACUCAGUGUUUGUAAGUCUUGGUAUUCGUUGAAAUUGCGCUUUCCACGGCUGUUUACCGCUAGUAGAAAGCAUGAGAAGAUAUUAAAGGAUAAUUCGGCCAAGUUUUCACAGAGAUCAACAACCAGCCGUAAACCGUUGAGUGCGAUCAACUGUCCCAACUCCUGUACAAUCAAGAAUAUAGUUGAUAAGUUUGACACUAAGGUAAUGAAGUUUGCAAAUUCGCGAAAUAUGGUGUAAAUUUCUGAUAAGUCAGUCAGUUUAGAAAGCAUGUGUUUAGACACUUUCAAUGGCUUCACUAAACCACGGUCCAUCAUAGAUUUUUAUCUUCAAUAAGGCUGGCAGAGGGGAUCUCCCCUUUACAAUGGUGCAUUGUAAAUGUCUCAAAAUUUUUCUUGAUAUAUUUGAACAAUCAGAAGCUCUUGGAAACAUUAGGAUCCAACGUUCUAGUUUGAUUGGCAAAAAGCAAAAGUUAUAUAUGUUAACUGCAUGUCUCAUUUCAAGUCCACCACUAUGGGGUAGUUGGUAUUAAAUAAUUGUAGUGGAAACACCUGGUCCCAAGUCAAUAUAUAAUAUGCUUUUAGACAAUAGUAGUUGUACUGUUCUUCAAAGAGGGUUAUUUAUUAAUGAAAAUGCAACUCGUGACUUAAACCAAUUCCCUCCUGAGUUAGAUUCUUGAACUGAGUAUCUGCAUCUACACCCCUCAUUUUAUGAAUGGAAAAAUGCCAGUUAAAUUAGGUCGCUACCACACCGGGUUGUGUCACAAGCACUACAGAUAACUAAUCACAGAUUUUAUUAUUACUUGAUCACUAAGCUUUGUAAUUUUCACUUUGUACACUUGUUCUUAGUUUUCAAAAUGCUUAAUUGCUACCAAAGGUUAGCGAGUAAUGAUGUUGAUACUCCCAUUGUAAUUCGAAAUAUUUGUUUUAGGAUAGUAGGGUGAUUUUAUUUAUCAAAUGUUUGUUUAGAAAGUUAAUUUACUAUUCAGACCACAUUUCUGGGAACCAACGUAGCCAAAAUCAAUUAAUUUGCCAUUUUAGAUCAUUGGCAUUGCUACUCACAAAAACCAUUUCUGAAUGCACGUUGUGACUAUUUUUAAUUUCUGAUGAAACAGCCUUUUAUUUUCUAUUUACGACUUUCUUCAUUAAAUCUCCUAUUAUCACAAAGGAGUUUUUGCAUCCAUGUCCCGUAUGCUCUGGAGUGGCGUUUUAUAGACCUAAUGAAUGGCCGAAUCGUUUGCAUUGUCAGGCUUUGGACUGUGGUAUCUCUGUUUGUUAUAACUGUCAGCGGGAGCAUUCGCCCAGUGAUAAAUGUCAAAUGACACCAAACUCGCCAGUAUACAGAUUGUCGCCCAUUCAACCUCGGGCAUCCCCAACUCGCAGUCCAAGAGCCCGAGCCCGGUUAAUGAAAUCUUCUCUUCGUCGCUUGUAAUUGCUUGAUUUUACUGUACCAUAGUUCUUUCAUAUGUACAUACUUUUUGUUUUAAACUGUUACCCGUAGUUUCUAUCAUAAUAUAUACUUGUUUUUGCCUGUUU
Messenger RNA from Schistosoma margrebowiei, 1920 nucleotides. The record is from the annotation of a GenBank genome assembly. NCBI's taxonomy places the organism in Eukaryota, Metazoa, Platyhelminthes, Trematoda, Strigeidida, Schistosomatidae.